AGAGAUCAGGAAUGGGGGGGGGGCUGACUAGAGAUUAGGCACAAACUGAGUGCUAUAGACCCAGGAGAACCACUGGCUGAGGCGUGGGCUACACCCAAAUGCACAAGGAAGAGGGAGCAACCAGUGGGUAUAGCAGGUUGGAGAGACCCCAGAGAGCCAAAGCCAGGAAAACUUGGGGCAGCAACACUUUCCACAGUCACAUCUUAGAGGCCUAAGGUGUGGAAGCAGGAUUGGGUGGUGAGGUGACCAGUGUAGGUCCUGGCCGACCUGGGUCUAAGUGUUCUCUUUGGAAUUGUAGACCACAGCUGUGGGAUGGAUGGCAGAAGGCCGUUAGCAGGGACUCUUUAACUGGUUUCUUGUGGGUCAAUUUCCUCAGAGACAGGGGUAGCCCUAAAGGGGAACCUAAUGGCUCUUUCUUGAAUUGAACUGGGCUGACGCUAUUUUAGAUCUUGGAACCAACAGCAACCGUAGCCAUCCCAUCCCACCUGCAGCUACAGCCAUGGGAGAACGAGGAAGCUUGUUUGUGUCCUGGGACGGAAGGUCCAUGACUAGAUCCUGGGGAACUUGCUUGCUUCUGCUUACCAUUUUGGUGGCCCUGGUAUCCAGCACAGACCCAGGCAAAAAGAAGGUCAAGGUGUUGAGAGAAUUAAAACUGAUCAAUGCCUCAAAUGCCAAUGUGAAGCAGUGUCUCUGGUUUGCCAUGCAAGAAUACAACAAAGAAAGUGAGGAUAAGUACCUCUUCCAAGUGGUCAAGACAGUACAAGUCCAGCUGCAGGUUACGGAUCGUUUGGAAUACUUUAUUGAUGUCGUAAUUGGCCGCAGCAAUUGUAGAAAGUUUUCAAACAGUACCGAAAAAUGUUCCAUUCAAGAGAACUCUAAACUGGAAAAGAAAGUAAUGUGCAGUUUUUUGGUUGGAGCACUCCCCUGGAAUGGUGAAUUCAUGGUGAUGAAGAAGCAGUGUGCAGACGCUUAGGGGGUUCGGAAGCACCCCCUGCCCCCACCACCUUUCUCUGUGAGGAGAUAAAUGGCAUGCAUUGUGU
Molecule: messenger RNA, 1040 nt
Organism: Mustela lutreola (European mink)
Lineage: Eukaryota; Metazoa; Chordata; Mammalia; Carnivora; Mustelidae
Gene: CST8
Product: cystatin 8
Exons: 3
Coding region: 500-973 (157 amino acids)
Cellular component (GO): extracellular region; cell surface; cytoplasm
Molecular function (GO): cysteine-type endopeptidase inhibitor activity
Source: RefSeq, a predicted model, not a curated record